Messenger RNA from Anthonomus grandis grandis, 1310 nucleotides. RefSeq names its product serine/arginine-rich splicing factor 11-like. The record is from RefSeq and is a predicted model, not a curated record. Gene Ontology annotation, cellular component: nucleosome. NCBI's taxonomy places the organism in Eukaryota, Metazoa, Arthropoda, Insecta, Coleoptera, Curculionidae. Gene Ontology annotation, biological process: nucleosome assembly. The coding region runs from base 234 to 1022 and encodes 262 amino acids. Gene Ontology annotation, molecular function: DNA binding. The transcript has 4 exons.
UUUUUGAACACAUUAUGUCCUAAAGCACCUGUAUACUCAUCACCUGCCCGAAUUGCUUAGCCCGGCUAGCCAUGAACGAACAAAAACCAAAUUAUUUACGUUGGUAACGGGCACGUCAUCCGAGAAUGUCGCUGUUAUAGUCAAAAUUUACGUUUUUUUUUUGUCCGUAUGAUUUAGUGGACCCUGGCGUAUAGUAAGUUCCUGUUCUCUGGACAUGAUCCAACGGAUCAAACAUGAAGAAAACCGGAAAAGAACCGCGGCUCUUGCAGAGCGUCAUGGAGGCGAUCGCCAUGCUGAAAGAGAAACAAGGAUCAAGCCAAAAACAAAUUAUCGAACACGUAACUAACUUACUGAAAAAAAACAAAGAUGGCGCCAGAAACGUGACGAUGCAAGUGCGUCGCGCCCUAGACCACGGCCUCCACACCGGCCUAAUCAGACACCGAAGCGGGAAGUACGUUUUGGGGCUGGACAAACGGGACUACGCGAUCUUUAGACGGUUUAGGCAAAUCGCACCGUCACCGACCGCUUGCAGGAGAAGAAGACGCGGAAAACGGGGACGCAGGAGACGCCGAAGGAGACGCGGCGGACGCAGGAGGAAUUACUCCAAUGACGACCACGAGGGCAGCGAGGAGAGCGAGUCGGGCAGAAGUACCGCGGGAGGCACUCCGGAGCCCCAGGACCGGAGCCGCAGGAGGAGACGUCGCGGCGGAAGGAGAAGGAGGAAAAGCAGGAGGCGUCGCGGCAGGAGACACUCAUCCCAGGACAAUAAGAGCGAGAGCGAGUCUGAAGCGAAGAGUUCUAAGUCGGAUUUGCCUGCGGAGAAGAGGAGGUCGGAGUCUGAGAAAGUCGAUUAUCAGCAGAAGAAUAGUCACCAUCCGGAGCGCGAAUCGCCACGUAAUCAGGAGGACGAUUGCAUGGUGGACUGUGGGAAUCCCGAAUGUCUUUGCAACAUCAAACAAGAAGAAGAUUCGCCGAGGAGCAUGUCCAGAGAAAAUUACUAUAACGAUUCGUACUUGAACUGACCAUUUUUGGGAUGUCUGUUUAUGGGUUUUUUGUAAGUUGUUGCGAGAGAAUGGUACUUUUACAUGUUUAUAUAUUUUACAGUUUUUUUAGCUCUAAUGGCUUACAAAAAACCCAAAACAGAUCGAAAAGUAAUUUUUUGUUUGUUUUUCGCGCCUUCAUUGUCAAAUGGUUAGUUUGGGUGAGCGUCCACUGAAAUUUUUUGUUUUUCAUUUGUCAUCGGUGUUUUGUCCCCAAUAAGAUGUGUCUCGUCUUGUAAUUAAAAAAAAUAUAGUUUUUUUUUCUAAGAA